AACAUAUGAUUAUUGUUGAUAUUAUUCGUAAACCCAAAUAGUUGCCGGAAACUAACGUUUAUUUACAUUUUCGAGCGUGUCCAGCGACCUAAUUAAAAGCAAUGGGUACCUGGGUGCUGGAGGUGGCCAAAAUGGGCAUGUACAUGGCGUUCCCGGUGGCGAUGUUCCACAUCUUUAACCAGCCGGAGUACUUUGAGGAGUGGGUGACCAAGAAGAAGCGGGAACUGUAUCCGCCGGAGAGCAAGAGCCACCACGAGGAGCUGCAGCGCGCCAUUAGGGAACAUCAUGCUCAGCACGACGCCAAGAUGCUCCGCGCCAUGGAGGAGGCGGAACGCAAGAAAUAAAGAAAGCCACUAACAUCUGCAUCGAUCCUUCAUUAUAUAAUCAUGCAAGCAAAGUCCAUAAGCUCUGGGCUAUCGACGAGGGAAGGAUGAGUAACCGUUUUGUUUAGAAUUUGUAUUACAACGUAAUAAAGAACUGUAUUUACCCAAAAAA
Molecule: messenger RNA, 495 nt
Organism: Drosophila bipectinata
Lineage: Eukaryota; Metazoa; Arthropoda; Insecta; Diptera; Drosophilidae
Product: protein PET100 homolog, mitochondrial
Biological process (GO): mitochondrial respiratory chain complex IV assembly
Cellular component (GO): mitochondrial inner membrane; mitochondrion
Source: RefSeq, a predicted model, not a curated record